AUGGCGACUGUUACUAUUCCUAAUCGACGUGUCAUGCGACGUCAGCAAGAGUCAGUAACGUCAGAGUUUGUAUGGGACAACUCUAGUGCUACUCUCUCCUUUCCGGCCUUUAGUACCCCGAGCCCCUUUACUCCCGUUCUUCCUUCUGUGACAGAUUCCGUGCCACCGCAAGCUUCUGCCGUGGAUGGAUCAGACUUCAGCCCUAUGUGUCCCACUGGUGGAAAGAUUGGCAAUUUUACACUCGACUUUGAUGAUACCAAGGCUGGUCCACUCUUCAACCCUUCUCGCGAUAUCUGGUUCUCUCAAGGGUUCCUCAUCGCGCCCCCAUCGUCCCAAACCUCUCAAUCUUACAAUCCUUCGUCCGGCGGCCAGCUUGUGGAAUUUAUGCCACCAUCCCUGCCUUUAUCAGCUCAUUCUAAUGCGGGGGACACUGCUGAGAUUGGCGUUGGUCCAAAUGCUCCAAAUCACUGCUUCAGAUUUGACUUCCAGGGCGCGAGCCUUGGCUGUGCGGCAAAAGGUGCCGAAAACUGGUGUGACUUUGAAGUUUCAGCAUACCGCUACAACGACGUUUCACAAAGAGAGGAAUCGAUAGCCUGGUCUGAGACGAAGCAUAUUCCAGCAUGCCCCAACUUCCCUCAUGGGAAUUGCCGGUUGACCCCUGUGUCGUUUGAUGGCUACACGAACAUCACGUCGAUUCUGAUCAAUCUCCGUGUUGGCAAUGAAGUACGAGUCUGGUGGGGAGAUGACUUCAAAUUCGGCUGGAGCGACAAUGGUUGUGAUGCCGCGGCUUGUCGCGCGAAUGCUCUUCCUCAACCCGUCAAGCGUGAGGCCAUCGAAUCAGCCGCCCGCCAAGGAGUCUGGCACUGGACUCCGCGUGGGCUGAAGCGACUUGAUGACGGAUAUAUCUGGGAAUCAGUAUAA
This is a messenger RNA of Trichoderma harzianum CBS 226.95, 921 nucleotides long. RefSeq lists its product as hypothetical. Bases 1 to 921 code for a protein of 306 amino acids. The record is from RefSeq and is a predicted model, not a curated record. The transcript has 3 exons. NCBI's taxonomy places the organism in Eukaryota, Fungi, Ascomycota, Sordariomycetes, Hypocreales, Hypocreaceae.